Messenger RNA from Hansenula ciferrii, 1701 nucleotides. RefSeq names its product chaperone ATPase HSP60 (gene HSP60). The transcript has a single exon. Gene Ontology annotation, cellular component: mitochondrial matrix; mitochondrial inner membrane. Gene Ontology annotation, biological process: apoptotic mitochondrial changes; protein import into mitochondrial intermembrane space; protein refolding. NCBI's taxonomy places the organism in Eukaryota, Fungi, Ascomycota, Saccharomycetes, Phaffomycetales, Wickerhamomycetaceae. The coding region runs from base 1 to 1701 and encodes 566 amino acids. The record is from RefSeq and is a predicted model, not a curated record. Gene Ontology annotation, molecular function: protein-folding chaperone binding; ATP-dependent protein folding chaperone; ATP binding.
AUGUUGCGUGCUGCUCGUCCAACUGUUAAAAGACAAGCUUUGUCAUUAGCUAGAAACUUAUCUCACAAAGAAUUGAAAUUCGGUGUUGAAGGUAGAGCUGCCUUAUUAAAAGGUGUUGAAACCUUAGCCGAUGCUGUUUCUGUUACUUUAGGUCCAAAAGGUAGAAAUGUCUUAAUUGAACAAGAUUUCGGUUCUCCAAAAAUCACUAAAGAUGGUGUUACUGUCGCUAGAUCAAUUACUUUAAAAGAUAAAUUUGAAAAUAUGGGUGCUAAAUUAUUACAAGAAGUUGCCUCUAAAACUAAUGAAAGUGCUGGUGACGGUACCACUUCUGCUACUGUCUUAGGUAGAGCCAUCUUCACUGAAUCAGUUAAAAACGUUGCUGCUGGUUGUAACCCAAUGGAUUUAAGAAGAGGUACUCAAGCUGCUGUUGAAGCUGUUGUUGAUUUCUUACAAAAAAACAAGAAAGAAAUCACCACUUCUGAAGAAAUUGCUCAAGUCGCUACCAUCUCUGCUAAUGGUGAUGCUCAUAUUGGUAAAUUAUUAGCUUCUGCUAUGGAAAAAGUUGGUAAAGAAGGUGUUAUCACUGUUAAAGAAGGUAAAACUUUAGAAGAUGAAUUAGAAGUUACUGAAGGUAUGAGAUUCGAUAGAGGUUAUAUCUCACCAUACUUUGUUACCAACAGAAAAUCAGGUAAAACUGAAUUAGAAAGACCAUUAAUCUUAUUAAGUGACAAAAAAGUUUCAGCUAUUAAUGAUAUUUUACCAGCUUUUGAAAUUGCUGUUAAAAGUAGAAGACCAUUGUUAAUCAUUGCUGAUGAUAUUGAUGGUGAAGCUUUAGCUGCUUGUAUUUUGAAUCAAAUUAGAGGUCAAGUUACUGUUUGUGCUGUUAAAGCCCCAGGUUUUGGUGACAACAAAAAGAACACCUUAGGUGAUAUUGCCAUCUUAACCGGUGGUACCGUUUUCAAUGAAGAACUUGAUUUGAAAUUAGAAAACACUACUCCAGAAUUAUUAGGUUCAGCUGCUUCUGUUACCAUUACUAAAGAAGAUACCGUCAUCUUAAACGGUGAAGGUUUAAAAGAAAACAUUUUGGAUAGAAUUGAUCAAAUUAAAAGUUCUGUUGCUGAUGAUCAAACUUCAUCAUAUGAAAAAGAAAAAUUACAAGAAAGAUUAGCUAAAUUAUCUGGUGGUGUUGCCGUUGUUAAAGUUGGUGGUGCUUCAGAAGUUGAAGUUGGUGAAAAGAAAGAUCGUUAUGAUGAUGCUCUAAAUGCUACCAGAGCUGCUGUUGAAGAAGGUAUUUUACCAGGUGGUGGUACUGCUUUAUUAAAAGCUUCAAGAAUCUUAAAAGAUGUUAAAACUGAAAACUUUGAUCAAAGAUUAGGUGUUGAUAUUAUUAGAAAAGCAAUCACUAAACCAGCUAGAAAAAUCAUUGAAAAUGCUGGUGAAGAAGGUUCAGUUAUUGUUGGUAAAAUCAUUGAUGAUUUUGGUGAAGAUUUCAACAAAGGUUAUGAUUCAUCAAAAGGUGAAUACACUGAUAUGAUCUCAACUGGUAUCAUUGAUCCAUUAAAAGUUGUCCGUAGUGGUUUAGUUGAUGCUUCAGGUGUUGCUUCAUUAUUAGCUACCACUGAAGUUGCUAUUGUUGAUAUUCCAGAUGCUGCUCCAGCUGCUCCAGCUGCAGGUGCCGGUGGUAUGCCAGGUAUGUUCUAA